CUUGGCCUUCCACCAGUCGAUUAUACGGAUUCUGCCUUGAUUUCUCAGGAUGAGAGUCUUGUGACCAAGCUUUUUCAAACAAUGGAGACAACGGGAGCAGAUUUCACAAAUGUCUUUCUUGCCCUCGAGGAUACUCUGCUUCAAGCAGCUGAGUCACUUGCUUGUGUCAUGACUUUUGCCAAUUGUCCCCAUUCUUCUAAUACAGCGAACUUUUCCAACAAUGUUACUGGCGUUGACAGUGGAAGCAACAUUUUAUCCGCUCUACAUCUUAAUCCUGCCUAUUUGGCUGCUGAAUGUUCGAAUCUUGACGAUAUCCUUUCAUCACCUAGACCAAACAGGCCAGAUAAGUACGCCGCUCCUAUAAUGAAUCCAUAA
Protopolystoma xenopodis is the source of this 375-nucleotide messenger RNA. The record is from the annotation of a GenBank genome assembly. NCBI's taxonomy places the organism in Eukaryota, Metazoa, Platyhelminthes, Monogenea, Polystomatidea, Polystomatidae.